Crotalus tigris (Tiger rattlesnake) is the source of this 839-nucleotide messenger RNA. RefSeq lists its product as uncharacterized. The transcript is spliced from 3 exons. Bases 1 to 813 code for a protein of 270 amino acids. The record is from RefSeq and is a predicted model, not a curated record. Lineage: Eukaryota; Metazoa; Chordata; Lepidosauria; Squamata; Viperidae.
AUGCUUCUCCUUUCCCAGCUGUGCAUAAACAGAUACACCUUGUCAGCUUUCAAAGGCGCCAAACAUUUCAUUGCCAGAUCUCCUCCAGCUGUUUCCCCAAAAGCAAGCCGCCUCUCCAAUGAAAGGAGCAGGCUCGCCAAGCCAGCGUGGACAGUAUUAUUCCUCCGAUCAGAAGAGAAAGACCGCGCGGGAAGGAGAGACGGCGCGCCUCGUGGUAGCAAAGCCGCUUGCCAAGAAGCAGCCCACCUCCUUUUUUUUGACCCGCUCCGGCCCAAGAGGCUCCGGGCCAUCGGGACCCCCGCCGCCCAGCAGCGGGCCUUCCCUCAUCUCUCGCGCUCCUCGCUCGCUCCCUCGCCCGGGCGCUCGUGGUCCGGUGCUCGAGCCGGUGGGGGAAGGGUGGGGGCUCGAAGGCGCGCGCGAGGAGGAAACUACGACAGUGCUCGGCCGGCAAUAGGCGGGAAGUGGGGCGUCUCGAGAGAUGGGGCGGGGCUUGCCCAUCGUGCUCGGGAGUCCCCGCCGCAGCAUCAUCUCGCGCCCCACCCCCUUCCCAUUCCCUCCCUGGCAGCCAAGGUCUCCCUUGCCCGUCUCGAACUUGCUACGGGAAAUGACGCGCCACCUAGGAGAGGCAUCUCCGGCCAAUCGCGGGAAGGACCACAGCCCAGAGGCCAAUCAGUCGCCGCCAAAUGGGCGGCGCUUCUCGGACAUUCAGGGGGCCCUGUGGUGAAGGGGGCAGAAUGUCAGACCCAGCGUGAUACUUACCUUCCAAAGUCCAGAAUGUUCCAGUUAACCCUGUGUUCCAGCCGAGUCUGGUAGCUUCGUGAGCUACAUCGCCAACAGCG